Messenger RNA from Culex quinquefasciatus (southern house mosquito), 695 nucleotides. RefSeq lists its product as uncharacterized. The coding region runs from base 39 to 479 and encodes 146 amino acids. The record is from RefSeq and is a predicted model, not a curated record. The transcript has 2 exons. NCBI's taxonomy places the organism in Eukaryota, Metazoa, Arthropoda, Insecta, Diptera, Culicidae.
GUUCACGUGCCGACAUUGUCGCCAGUGUCAGAGUAGCGAUGAACAAACGAAUUUUAGUAUUGACGAUUAGCUGUGUAGUGUUCUUUUGCGUGGAAAAGAGUGAGUGCCGCUUUCUACACCGACGAGUAGCCCGGAACGAUGCAGAGGAACCCGAUGACCACAGCCGGACGGAGACACGACCAGCCCACCUGGGCCAUCGAAUAGCUCGGAGUUUGCUGCAUGCAAUUUUAGAGCUGGGUCAUCAUUACGAGCAUGGACAUCAUCACCACGGCCAUCACCACUACCCUUAUCAUCAUCAUUAUCCGCAUCACUACGAGCAUCAUUACCCACACCACUACGAGCAUCACUAUCCGUACCAUCAUCACUACGAGCCGCAUCAUCACCUCGAGGAGCUGUACCACCAUCAUCCGUACCACCAUGAACAUGCCGAAGGACACAUCGACGUUCACGAUGUUCAUCAUCACUAUUCCUUGCAUUAAUUUCAAAAAGAGAAUAAUUGCUAGUUAACAAUACCUAUACGCUUCCAGAACAUGAUAAAGUCACAUAAAUUUCCGACUUCCAGUUGUUGUGUUUGAAAUCAGUUCGUCGAAAUCAUCCCAUUCCCGGCACAUCCUGGCACAUAAUUCCAUCCUACUUUUCCAUCCCUCCCUCCAAAAUGCAGCAAUUAAAUUUCGAUCCGAAACAAAUUCGUCCCA